ACACCCAUCUACUCAUAAACAGGCAGACCAUGUGUUUCUCUUGUCCUGGUUGGAUGAACAAAUCUUCUUUAUGUGCAUUGCUGCUUGCCCUGUUGCCUAGACGAUAACUUGCUCUUGCUGAAGAUGUCUGGCUCUCGUAAAGAGUUCGACGUGAAGCAGAUUUUAAAAAUCAGAUGGAGGUGGUUUGGGCACCAGCAAUCUACUCCUAAACCUAGCAUCGACUGCCAGCCAGGAGACUUCUGGGACAGAGGACAUAAUGCAACUACUGGUGGGAUAAAGUUCCUGAAUCCAGGCACCCUACCACUGCCUUUUACAUCAAUUGGUUUUCCGAAGUCCAACCAACAGGAUUUCCAGAAUUCACCUUCUUGGCCAAUGGCAUCCAGCUCUGAAGUGCCUACAUUUGAGUUCAUCGCAGAGGACUGUGAAGGUGCACAUUGGCUUGAAAGACCAUAUGCUGAAGACGGAGCUAGUGAAGAAGAAAAUGUAUCUGACAGCAGUUCAUGCAGGACCUCUAGUAGCAGCCAGACUCUGUCAUCGUGUCAUACAAUGGAGCCUUGUACAUCCGAUGAAUUUUUCCAGGCUCUCAACCAUGCAGAGCAAACCUUUAAAAAGAUGGAAAAUUACCUGAGACACAAACAGUUGUGUGAUGUAGUAUUAGUUGCUGGUGACCGUCGGAUUCCAGCACACAGAUUAGUGUUGUCUUCUGUCUCAGACUACUUUGCCGCCAUGUUUACUAAUGAUGUAAGAGAGGCAAGACAAGAAGAAAUCAAAAUGGAAGGUGUUGAGCCAAAUGCACUAUGGGCUUUGGUGCAAUAUGCAUAUACAGGUCGCCUUGAAUUAAAAGAAGAUAAUAUUGAGUGCCUGUUAUCUACAGCAUGUAUUCUUCAGCUUUCUCAGGUUGUAGAAGCUUGCUGUAAAUUUUUAAUGAAGCAGCUUCAUCCAUCAAAUUGCCUUGGAAUCCGGUCCUUUGCCGAUGCACAGGGUUGCACGGAUUUGCACAAAGUAGCCCACAAUUACACCAUGGAUCAUUUCAUGGAAGUAAUUAGAAACCAAGAAUUUUUAUUGUUACCAGCCACUGAAAUUGCAAAGCUUUUAGCAAGUGAUGAUAUGAAUAUUCCAAAUGAAGAGACCAUCCUCAAUGCAUUGCUUACAUGGGUGAGACAUGAUUUGGAACAAAGAAAGAAGGAUCUCAGCAACCUCCUGGCAUACAUCAGGCUGCCAUUACUUGCACCACAGUUUUUAGCAGAUAUGGAAAACAAUUCACUCUUCAGAGAUGACAUUGAAUGUCAAAAACUCAUUAUGGAAGCAAUGAAAUACCAUCUGUUACCAGAGAGGCGGCCCAUGUUGCAAAGUCCUCGUACAAAACCUAGAAAAUCUACAGUUGGUGUGUUGUUUGCAGUUGGCGGCAUGGAUGCGACUAAAGGAGCAACAAGCAUUGAAAAAUACGAUCUCCGUACCAAUAUGUGGACUCCUGUAGCAAAUAUGAAUGGAAGAAGACUACAAUUUGGAGUAGCAGUAUUAGAUGAUAAGUUGUAUGUUGUUGGUGGUAGAGAUGGACUGAAAACACUGAAUACAGUGGAGUGUUACAACCCAAAAACAAAAACUUGGAGUGUGAUGCCACCUAUGUCCACUCACCGACAUGGUCUGGGGGUGGCGGUACUGGAAGGUCCUAUGUAUGCUGUAGGAGGACAUGAUGGCUGGAGCUAUCUGAAUACCGUCGAAAGAUGGGAUCCACAGGCACGUCAGUGGAACUUUGUGGCUAGCAUGUCAACCCCAAGGAGCACAGUGGGUGUAGCAGUAUUAAGUGGAAAGCUAUAUGCAGUUGGUGGUCGAGAUGGAAGUUCUUGUCUCAAAUCUGUAGAAUGCUUUGAUCCUCAUACUAACAAGUGGACACUCUGUGCUCAGAUGUCAAAACGAAGAGGUGGCGUUGGGGUAACCACCUGGAAUGGGUUUCUCUAUGCUAUUGGAGGCCAUGAUGCACCAGCUUCUAACUUGACAUCCAGGCUGUCUGACUGUGUGGAAAGGUAUGAUCCCAAAACUGAUAUGUGGACUGCCGUAGCUUCCAUGAGCAUCAGCAGAGAUGCAGUGGGAGUCUGCCUUCUUGGAGACAGAUUGUAUGCUGUUGGGGGAUAUGAUGGACAGACCUACCUUAACACAGUGGAGUCUUAUGACCCCCAGACAAAUGAGUGGACACAGGUUGCACCAUUGUGCCUUGGAAGAGCUGGGGCAUGUGUCGUGACUGUAAAGCUCUAAUUACAAAGAUAUCUUUCUCUUCUGUAGACUCGGGGGGUGCCCCCAAGUUACUAAAUUAUAAUCAUAUAAGGUACUGUGUAUCUUCACAGGGCAAAGAGUUUGGUCUUAAUCUAUUA
This is a messenger RNA of Lacerta agilis (Sand lizard), 2369 nucleotides long. It is a transcript of the gene KLHL5, whose product is annotated as kelch like family member 5. The record is from RefSeq and is a predicted model, not a curated record. The transcript is spliced from 11 exons. Gene Ontology annotation, molecular function: protein binding. NCBI's taxonomy places the organism in Eukaryota, Metazoa, Chordata, Lepidosauria, Squamata, Lacertidae. Bases 124 to 2253 code for a protein of 709 amino acids.